This is a messenger RNA of Schistocerca piceifrons (Central American locust), 732 nucleotides long. Its product is annotated as dentin sialophosphoprotein-like. The record is from RefSeq and is a predicted model, not a curated record. Bases 1 to 732 code for a protein of 243 amino acids. NCBI's taxonomy places the organism in Eukaryota, Metazoa, Arthropoda, Insecta, Orthoptera, Acrididae. The transcript is spliced from 2 exons.
AUGAAGACGGAGACGGAGACGGAUGAAGACGAAGACGAACGAAAACCAGAGUCCCACGCUGCUGGCGACGGCGACGGCGACGGCGACGGCGACGGCGACGGCGACGGGUGGCAGGAACUUUCGUCCAGUCCGUCGCCCGGUCCUUCCGAUCGGCACGUCCCACCGUCCCAGUCACCAACGGACGGUACAGACGUCCCACCUGACAACCUUGCCGCCGAACAGGCUCCCGCACCGGACGCUGAGGAGACCAGUACAUCUUCACAACACCUGUUUGACAAUUUCAUUGUACCCACCGACACCUUCGAACCAGGUCGACGCUCCUCCUUGCCGUCGUCCGACACUGAGGAACACGUGCGCAAACAACGCUCGCCACGUAGGCGCAAACGCCGUCGCCGUUCACCCACGGGCUCUCAGAGCGUUGCCACCCGCGACGACGAAGACGACACCCAAGCAGCCGACAUUUCCACGCAGAGGUCGGCGGACAACUUUCACGAUGAACAAGACGUUUCGCAGGACGGGACCACUAUGGAGGUCGCCACGCACAAUGUAACAAUCGGUGCGCCGGUUGAGACGCCUGUCUCCCCGCCGACAACUCCAGAUCUCUCUCACCACGACGCAAUUCCCAUGGACAUUGGACAGACCCACGGCACAGGAGCAUGGGCCGACGACAUUGAGGAAGGUACGCCCCCUCCUCCGGAUGAGUUACCUCCGCCGGACGAGGCUACCUGUUAA